Messenger RNA from Pochonia chlamydosporia 170, 342 nucleotides. RefSeq lists its product as hypothetical. The transcript has a single exon. Lineage: Eukaryota; Fungi; Ascomycota; Sordariomycetes; Hypocreales; Clavicipitaceae. The record is from RefSeq and is a predicted model, not a curated record. Bases 1 to 342 code for a protein of 113 amino acids.
AUGGGAAGUCACGAACUGCGCCGCGGGGAGGGGCCUUCUUCGUCUGUUUCUUCUGUUUUGGGGGGAAAAUUAGCAGUCGUCGCUUCGCACGAGGGCCUCCUGGAUCGUACAGUGAUUUUGGAUGGGGAUUCGCGGACGUCGGGUUGGGAUAAUCUUUUCCUUUUGAUUGUGAUGUUCCUGCUGCGAGAGCCUCCCUCUGUCGUACUAGCGGUUGCUGCUUCGCUUACGUCGACGGAAUCUGUUGUGGGCAUGACUCUGCUGUUGAUAACUAGACUUUUGACGGCUAUGAUGGUACGAAAGGGAAGGUGGAAACUAGAUUGGAAAGGAUCUAGGUUCUACUAA